Molecule: messenger RNA, 1293 nt
Organism: Copidosoma floridanum
Lineage: Eukaryota; Metazoa; Arthropoda; Insecta; Hymenoptera; Encyrtidae
Biological process (GO): sodium ion transmembrane transport
Cellular component (GO): plasma membrane
Molecular function (GO): ligand-gated sodium channel activity
Source: RefSeq, a predicted model, not a curated record
AUGACCAAAGCUUGGACCUACAAUUCGAUUCAUUCGACUUUGGCGGUCAUCCAAACCACGCACCACGGAGUUUGGAAUCAUCUCUUUCCCGCAGUCACCGUUUGCAACCACAACCUAGUUUCCCUGAAAAAGGCUCGCAAAUUCGUCAACGAAUUAAAGUACUUGCAAGGAUUUUCACGAGACUACGUGCUCAAAGAAAUGCAGUUGUUGGCAGAGAUGGUGGACCCUGGUAUCUUUGGCUACGAUGUUUACUUCAAUCUUACUGCUCUUCAAAACGUUUUUCAUGCCAAUAAUUACACGGCCCCUCAAAUCAUGAAAUUGGUGAAACAAGAUUGCUCGGUUCUAUUGAGAAACUGCAAAUGGAAGGGAGAAACCGAAUCAUGUGAAGAUAUAUUUGAAGAAGUAUACGUACGUGAUGGUAUUUGUUGCAGUUUUAAUUUCUUUCAUAAUAAUACUAAAAUAAAUAAUGGAAGGAGACCCCAACAAGUUAGCGCUUGUGGUUACCAAACAGCAUUGAGUUUUGAAGUACAUCCAGAACCUGAAGAUUAUCAUGUAGCAUUGUACCCUUCGUACGGAGUGAAAACACUGAUACACUAUCCCUACGAUCACCCAUACCGCAGCUGCCAGUAUAAAUUAAUUAGCCUCGGAGUCCAAAAUUUCAUGAACGUCAAGCCUCAAGAAUUUUAUUCGACUCGAAAUACGAAAAGCCUCCCUCUACGAAGCCGACAAUGCUUAUCCGAGAACGACCAAGUGCCCGAACCACUACAACUCCUAAUGAGAAAUUACACCAUGCUCAAGUACAGUUACGUUAACUGUUUGACCAAUUGUAGGACGUCGGUUGUUGUUAACGAAUGUGGUUGUGCGCCUUUUUAUGUACCACAAAAUCGUACGAGUUUAAUACUUAUAGCUUACAGGAUAUGGUUUUUUACAUUUUUAUAUAGGCACGUGCAAACUAUUGUUUUAGAUACCAGAGUGUGCAACCUGCGAGAUUUGAUAUGCAUGAAGAAAAUUCAACGCCUUUACGACAUGUCUUGGCCAACUUUGGACAUGUAUAGUGAUGAUUUGUUAGAGGCAGAUAUAGAUAUAACAACCAGACCUUGUGGCUGCUUGCCAGAUUGUACGAUUUAUUCAUACCCACUGUACAGUACUCAAGCUCACUUGCAAAAAGCCUACACUUCUUCCAGAUUAUCGGAAGACGCCGGUAACUUUGGGAAUUUCAGUAUCAUCAAUGUAUUUUAUGAGGAUUUGGUUACUACGAGAUAUCGUCGUGACCAUCUUUUGGAGGUCUACUAA